AUGGGAAACAGUUCUUCAAAACACAACAAAAAAAAGCAACAACAACAACAACAACAAACAGUAACCAAUACACGUAAAAUAGUGCCUAAUAAUCAUCGUUCACAACCACCUCCACAAACCCAACGUCAACCACCUCCACCGCCUCGAAAUCAUACUAUACCACCCAAUGAUCACUAUUCUCGGAACCCACAAUACGAAAUCAACCAAGUGUUUGAUGAUGAAGACGAAGAAGCCUAUUACCAACCAAAUACCCUUCAAGACCAACAUACUCAUGCAGACCUUGAUUCUUGCAUCCAAAGGCUGCUGGAAGCUGGAAAAUCUAGACAUAUUGGAAAAUCAGUGUGUCUCGAUCAAAAUGAAGUGAUCGCCAUUUGUCGGUACGCAUAUGAUUUAUUUUUGAGUCAGCCGACUCUACUUGAACUGAAUCCUGGACUUAAAAUUGUGGGUGAUAUUCAUGGACAAUAUCAUGACUUGAUGCGGUUAUUUAAAAUGAGUGGAUUCCCACCCAGUUCAAACUACUUGUUUUUGGGUGACUAUGUAGAUCGUGGCAUGUAUAGUCUAGAGACUAUGUUGCUGUUACUUUGCUUCAAACUCAAGUAUCCUGAAAACUUUUUUUUACUGCGAGGUAAUCAUGAAAGUGCGGAUGUUACACGGGUGUAUGGAUUUUAUGAUGAAUGUAAAAGAAGAAUGAAUGUUAAAAUAUGGAAGCAUUUCGUAAAUGUGUUUAAUGCUAUGCCUAUUGCAGCUGUUGUGGGAGGCAGAAUAUUUUGUGUGCAUGGUGGACUAUCGCCUCAGAUGAAAUCAAUGAACCAAAUCAGUACAAUUCAACGACCACUAGAGAUACCCGAAUAUGGCUUACUGAAUGACUUAUUAUGGUCAGAUCCAAGUGAUGCCUCGCCUAAUUGGAGUGAAAAUGACCGAGGUGUGUCUGUAUGCUUUGGUGCAAAGAAUGUAGAUGCAUUUUUAAGCAGAUACGAUCUAGACUUGAUUUGCAGAGCUCAUAUGGUUGUAGAAGAUGGUUAUGAGUUCUUUCAUCAAAGAAAAUUAGUCACUAUUUUCAGUGCUCCUAAUUACUGUGGCGAAUUCGAUAAUUAUGGUGCUGUCAUGACUAUUUCUAGCAGUUUAUUAUGUAGCUUUGAAAUGUUACCUCCAGAAGAGAAAAUAGUGACAAAAGAACAACAGUUGAGAAAGAACAGGUAUUUAAAUCGCAGUUUAAACAGAAACUAA
Messenger RNA from Gilbertella persicaria, 1227 nucleotides. Its product is annotated as Metallo-dependent phosphatase-like protein. Gene Ontology annotation, molecular function: protein serine/threonine phosphatase activity. The transcript is spliced from 5 exons. The record is from RefSeq and is a predicted model, not a curated record. NCBI's taxonomy places the organism in Eukaryota, Fungi, Mucoromycota, Mucoromycetes, Mucorales, Choanephoraceae. Gene Ontology annotation, cellular component: cytoplasm; nucleus. The coding region runs from base 1 to 1227 and encodes 408 amino acids.